Agrilus planipennis (emerald ash borer) is the source of this 1004-nucleotide messenger RNA. Its product is annotated as polygalacturonase-like. Lineage: Eukaryota; Metazoa; Arthropoda; Insecta; Coleoptera; Buprestidae. Bases 1 to 927 code for a protein of 308 amino acids. Gene Ontology annotation, cellular component: extracellular region. Gene Ontology annotation, biological process: pectin catabolic process. The record is from RefSeq and is a predicted model, not a curated record. Gene Ontology annotation, molecular function: polygalacturonase activity. The transcript has 2 exons.
AUGAAUGAUGGAUUGAGGCUGAUNAGUGGUACUACAAUAAUUUUUAAAGGAAUCAUAAGAUUUGACUACGCAGAAUGGGAAGACGAUCUCAUUGUGGUCUCAGGCUCAAACAUCACUGUCAUAGGAGAACCUGGACAUCAAUUCGAUUGUCAUGGUGAAAGGUGGUGGGACGGAAAAGGUGGAAAUGGUGGCAAACUAAAACCGAAAUUUUUCCGCACGACCGACUUAAGCGAUUCGUCUAUCAUAGGGCUGAAUGUUAGAAAUACCCCGAAACAGGUUUUUUCCGUUAACCACUGUAAUCAUGUCGUGUUUUCGGACAUCAUAAUAGAUAAUGUGGACGGGGAUACAAGGGGUGGGCAUAAUACUGAUGGUUUUGAUUUGAACGAAAAUAAUGAUAUAACGAUUCAAAACAGUCAAAUUUUUAAUCAAGACGAUUGUUUCGCGAUCGGUUCGGGAACAAAUUGUAAUUUUUUUUACAACUACUGUUCCGGUGGUCAUGGAAUAUCCAUCGGUUCAGUUGGUGGCCGCAGAAGCAACGUAGUGCAAAAUGUUCACGUUAAAAAUUGCACUGUGGUAAACUCGGUAAACGGAAUUCGGAUUAAAACGAUUGUUAACGCAACAGGCCAAGUACUUGACAUCAAGUAUGAAGGUAUAAUUUUGGAAAACAUUACUAAUUAUGGUAUAGUGGUACGAGGCGACUAUCUGAAUGGCGGACCCACUGGGCAUCCCUCAAGGGGAGUUCCUAUUAGAAAUUUUACUCUGGAUAAUGUUCACGGCUGGGUACAACAACGUGCUGUCAAUGUCUUCGUACUUCUUGCAGAAGGUGUAGCGUCAGAUUGGAAAUGGACAGAUGUCAAAGUCACAGGCAGCAGACGUAGCAACAUCUCGUGUACUGGAGUCCCACCAAAUUCAGGAGUUCAAUGUUAAACAAAAUUAUAUUAUACUUAUACGUAUAUGUAUAAAUAGCAAAUAAAUAUUUUCUGAAUGUUUCAAAAUACGAUCCA